Messenger RNA from Drosophila grimshawi, 1890 nucleotides. RefSeq names its product AF4/FMR2 family member lilli (gene Dyro). The record is from RefSeq and is a predicted model, not a curated record. The transcript is spliced from 5 exons. The coding region runs from base 133 to 1731 and encodes 532 amino acids. NCBI's taxonomy places the organism in Eukaryota, Metazoa, Arthropoda, Insecta, Diptera, Drosophilidae.
UCGUAGCCGCCUGCGCGCGCGCGCAUCAAACCCAAAACACAACAACAACAACUUCACCACCCACCACUGCACCAUCAGCACCAGCAAAAGCUCCAACGCCUCUCCUUAAAGCACCGUUAACUUUCACCAGCGAUGUCCGCCGCUCAGUUCAAGCAUGAACCGAACGCAUCAAUUGCGGACGUCGCAGCGCUGCCGCUGCCGCUGCCAAUGCCGCCGUCACCGUCAGCGCCAACAGCCGAUCGCAUCGAAUGGUCGCGUGCAACAAUUUUGGGCUUUAUCGAGGAUUAUCGCCGGCAUCGAGUCCUCUGGGACCCGAACACAAAAGGCUACCACAUCAAGCAGACCAAAUACGAGGCACUAAAUCUGUUGAGUCAGAAAUAUGGCACCGAAAUCCGCUCGAUACGAUCGAAAAUAAAAUCGUUGCGUUCGUCAUUCCAUCGGGAACAUGGCAAGGUGCUCAACGGACGCAGCCGCGGCGUUCAUUAUCAGCCCAUGUGGUUUGCCUACGAAGCCAUACGGUUUAUACUCGACGGCGAACGUGACGUUGACAGCGCUGCUUUAGAUGUGACUGCUGCGGCUGCUGGCGUCGGCGUCAGCGUUGAUGUUAAGCCGCUGUUGGACUCGGAAGCAGCGGAAAAACUUGCGCUGAUGCAUAGCCUAGAUUUGGAACAGCUGACAGCUGUUGGAGUCCAAAAAGUUGAGCAGCAACAGCAACAGCACGAAGAGUUUGCUGCUCGCGUCGCUGCUGCUGUUGCUGUUGUCGCCGCCGCUGCAGCAGCGGCGAAUGUGAGAGAACAUCAGCAUAAUAUGGAUGCAGGCGAUUCGGACGUCGUCAAUUCGCCGGAUCCUAAUUCCAAUGGUUGUGCGGGCGGCGAUGCAGCCGCCGCCUCAGCAGCUGUGACACGUUCCUCUUCCGAUUUGGAUGGCGAGACUUAUUGCAAUAUCAGCGCCGAAGAUGUGAAAACCGAAAUUAUCGAGCACGAAGCUGAGCUUGGUAUGCUGGAUAGGCAGACGAGUACGCCGCUCUCGCUGAGCUAUUACAAGCCCACAGAUCUGACAUACAAUCGGCGGAAGCGCAAGGCGCAACUGGAUGAGAUCGAUGCGAAUGAUGGCAACGAUGGCAAUGGCGGCGAUCUCUGUGGUGGCGUGGGCGUUGGCAUCGUUGGGGGCGUGGUCGGUGCUUUGACUUUGACGCCGAUCAAAUCAACAAACCAUCAGCAGCAGCAGCAGCAGCAACAGCAGCAUCAUCAUCAGCAACAACACUUGAACCACAAUCAGAUCGCAUUUCAUACGCUUCAGCAACACUUUAACCACAAUCUCAGCCACAUAAACCACAACGGCAAUGGGCAGCCACAGCAACAACAACAACAGCAGCAGCAGCAACACCAACAACAGCAACAACAACAUUCCAAUAACAUGGCACAAAAACGUGAUCGUGAUCGUGAUCUCUCCUCCUCCAACAAGAACAGCAACAACAGCAACAGCAACAACAACAACAAUAACAAUAACAAUUGUAGCAGUAACAGCAACAAUAUGAGUGCCAGCCAUGUGGAUGAGUAUGAGGUGUUUGGUGAGUAUGUGGCGAUAACCAUACGCAAACUGAAGACACCAAAAUCGAGAAUUGUCGUCAAGCAUCUGAUCAAUAAUCUGCUGUAUGAGGCGGAGUUGGGGAAGUAUGAUCAGGGUAUGCCAGCGACGACGGAGCCACCGCAGCUCUACAAAAUGCAUUAGCAUAUAUCGUUGAGUUAUCGAUUAAGUUAUCGCUAAUCGCUAUCGAAAGUAAAGCGGCCAAGUAGUUAACAACAACAAAGAGAGCAGGGAUCGAGAGAACGCACUAGUCAGCAACAAAACAAAAAUAAUCAAGAAGAAAGCAAAAGAAAUAAAGAAGAG